Molecule: messenger RNA, 1908 nt
Organism: Urocitellus parryii (Arctic ground squirrel)
Lineage: Eukaryota; Metazoa; Chordata; Mammalia; Rodentia; Sciuridae
Gene: Mpp4
Product: MAGUK p55 scaffold protein 4
Molecular function (GO): protein binding
Source: RefSeq, a predicted model, not a curated record
AUGAUACAGUCAGACAAAGGAGGAGAUCCUCCAGACAGGGACAGGAAGCUCUCUACUGCAACCCAGCCACGGAAUGGCCUCUCCCAAAUCCUGAGGCAUGUGCUGCAGGAGCUGAGCCUGUUCUACAGCCGAGAUGUGAAYGGAGUGUGCCUCCUCUAUGAUCUCCUGCACUCCCCGUGGCUGCGGGCCCUGCUAAAGGUUUAUGACUGCCUCCAAGAAUUUAAAGAAAAGAAACUAGUUCCCGCCACACCCCAUGCACAGAAGUUAUCCUGUGAGGUAAUAGAGCUGUUACGUGAUGUCCCUAAUUCUCCUGAGGUCCAGGAGCUGAGAAAGCUCCUUCAGGCUCCACACUAUAAGGCCUUGCUCAGUGCCCAUGACACGGUAGCUCAGAAAGAUUUUGAGCCCCUUCUUCCCCCACUGCCUGACAAUAUCCCUGAGAGCGAGGAAGCCAUGAGGAUUGUUUGCUUGGUGAAAAACCAGCAGCCCCUGGGAGCUACGAUCAAGCGCCACGAGAUGACAGGAGACAUCCUGGUGGCCAGGGUCAUCCAUGGCGGGCUGGUGGAGAGGAGUGGGUUGUUAUAUGCCGGAGACAAACUGGUGGAAGUGAACGGAGUCUCAGUUGAGGGACUAGACCCUGAGCAAGUGAUCCAUAUUCUGGCCAUGUCUCGCAGCACAAUCAUGUUCAAGGUGGUUCCGGUUUCUGACCCUCCUGUGAAUAGUCAGAAGAUGAUUUAUGUUCGUGCCAUGACGGAUUACUGGCCACAGGAGGAUCCUUCCAUCCCCUGCAUGGAUGCUGGAUUGCCUUUCCAGAAGGGCGACAUCCUCCAGAUUGUGGACCAGAAUGAUGCCCUCUGGUGGCAGGCCCGGAAAAUCUCAGACCUUUCUACCUGUGCUGGGCUAAUCCCUUCUAACCACCUUCUGAAGAGGAAGCAACGGGAAUUCUGGUGGUCUCAGCCAUACCAGCCUCACACCUGUCUCAAAUCAACUGCAUUGAUUUCUAUGGAAGAAGAAGAUGACAUGAGGAUUGAUGAGAAAUGUGUGGAAGCAGAUGAAGAAACAUUUGAAUCUGAGGAACUUUCAGAAGACAAGGAGGAAUUUAUUGGCUCUGGUCAAAAGUUCUUUAUUGCUGGUUUCCGCCGCAGCAUGCGCCUUUGUCGAAGGAAGUCUCACCUCAGCCAGCUGCAUGCCACUGCAUGCUGCGCUGGCAGCUGCUACAAUGCAAUGGGUGCCCCUUAUGAGGAGGUGGUGAGGUACCAGCGACGCCCAACAGACAAGCACCGCCUCAUAGUGCUUGUGGGACCUUCUGGCGUUGGAGUCUCUGAGCUGAGAAGACAACUUAUUGAAUUUAAUCCCAACCAUUUUCAGAGUGCUGUGCCACAUACUACUCGAUCCCCAAAGAGUUAUGAGAUGAAUGGGCGUGAAUAUCACUAUGUGUCGAAAGAAACAUUUGAAAACCUCAUGUACAGUCAUAGGAUGCUGGAGUAUGGUGAGUACAAAGGCCACCUGUAUGGCACUAGUGUGGAUGCUGUUAAUGCUGUCCUUGAUGAAGGAAAGGUCUGUGUCAUGGACUUAGAGCCUCAGGAUAUUCAGGCAGCUCGAACCUGCGAACUGAAGCCCUAUGUUAUAUUUAUAAAGCCAUCUAGCCUGAGUUGCAUGAAACAAUCUCGGAAAAAUGCCAAGAUUAUCACUGACUACUUUGUGGACAUGAAGUUCAAGGAUGAAGACCUACAAGAGAUGGAAGAUUUAGCCAAAAAAAUAGAGACUCAGUUUGGCCAGUUUUUUGAUCAUAUGAUUGUGAAUGACAACUUGCAAGAUGCAUGUGCCCAAUUGUUGUCUGCAGUACAGAAGGCUCAGGAAGAGCCUCAGUGGGUACCAGCAACAUGGAUUUCCACCGAUGCUGAGUCUUAA